UUCUAAUCCAAUCUGGUUCAUGCGGUCUGAUUCAUUAAGGAGUUCUAAUCCGAAACCGCUGAUGUCAAAUCAGAAUCGGCUCGAAAACCGGAUCCUCAAGGCUUCAUCGAUCAAUCUGUAAUUAUAUUACAAAUCGCGGAGUCUACUACAUCAUUCGCAAAAUCCCUUCCCUCUCUAAAUCCACUAUUUCGAUCAUUCUCCCUCUCCUCUAUCUGAUCAAUCAGACAAAAUGAACGAUGCAGAUGUCUCCAAGCAGAUCCAGCAGAUGGUCAGAUUCAUCCGCCAGGAAGCCGAAGAGAAGGCCAACGAGAUAUCAGUUUCUGCUGAAGAAGAAUUCAAUAUUGAGAAGUUGCAGCUGGUAGAGGCAGAGAAGAAGAAGAUCAGGCAAGAGUAUGAGCGUAAAGAGAAGCAAGUCGAAGUUCGAAAGAAGAUUGAGUACUCCAUGCAGCUUAAUGCUUCUCGAAUUAAAGUUCUUCAAGCCCAAGAUGAUGUGGUUAAUGCCAUGAAAGAGGCAGCAGGAAAGGAUCUUCUGAAUGUGAGCGGUGAUCAUCAUGUGUAUAAAGAGCUUCUGAAAGAUCUGAUAGUUCAGAGUUUGCUCAGACUGAAGGAGCCUUCUGUCUUGCUGCGCUGCCGAAAAGAUGACCUGCAUUUGGUGGAGUCUAUCCUGGAUUCAGCAAAGCAGGAAUAUGCAGAGAAAGUAAAUGUUCAUGCGCCAGAAAUCAUAGUUGAUAAUCGUGUCUAUCUUCCACCUGCUCCUAGCCAUCAUAAUGCCCAUGGUCCUUACUGCUCUGGAGGUGUAGUCCUGGCUUCUCGAGAUGGGAAAAUUGUGUGUGAGAACACCCUUGAUGCACGGUUAGAUGUUUUGUUUCGUAAAAAGCUUCCUGAGAUCCGCAAGAGGCUUUUUGGUCAGGUUGCCGCAUGAUAGGUUGACCGACAAUUUCUGUCGAGUUUGAAGACCAGAGUCUACUGUCAAUUGCUUGGUCAUCUUCUUUUGUUUAUUUAUUUAUUUUGUGAUAUUCAUCUUUGCAGAAUACUGUUGUUUCUGAAAUUAGGGAAGCUGGUACUUGUUUAGUUCUGGUAAUUUAUUUGGGGCAUGCCAAUGUACUCGUGUUUAAUAAUAAACAGAACGUCUGUCUUUUGAUCGA
This is a messenger RNA of Hevea brasiliensis (rubber tree), 1145 nucleotides long. Its product is annotated as V-type proton ATPase subunit E. Gene Ontology annotation, molecular function: proton-transporting ATPase activity, rotational mechanism. Gene Ontology annotation, biological process: proton transmembrane transport. The transcript has 6 exons. The record is from RefSeq and is a predicted model, not a curated record. NCBI's taxonomy places the organism in Eukaryota, Viridiplantae, Streptophyta, Magnoliopsida, Malpighiales, Euphorbiaceae. Bases 230 to 922 code for a protein of 230 amino acids. Gene Ontology annotation, cellular component: proton-transporting two-sector ATPase complex, catalytic domain.